AUGGGUAUACCAAUGUUCCGCGAGCCAUCCUCCACUGAGGCUCCGAAAAACACCCAUCUCAAAGAUCCGUGUGCCGCUGCCCGCUCUGCCAUCCGUCGUCAGGCCACCAUUCGUCGUCCGUCGCGUUAUACUGGUUCGGCAUUGCGCAGCGCUACUUUGCGGUCUCCUUUCCAUCGUCCUUUCGCCGAGGAGUUUGACCGUGAAGCGAAUGGCCUCCAGCGCCAUGUGCGCUCUCCUAUUCCCACUCCUGGUGCGGGCGAGGACCCCUUCGACCUCACCAACGGCCUGGGAGAUUCCCGCGCUCGCGAGGCUGGUCAACGAUUGCUCCAAGAUGUCCUUCGUCAUAGUCGUCCGGGUCAGCGAAUGAGAAUUCCGCGCCAUCCACCGUUGCCCAGCUUAUACCGCCGUCCGUCACCGGGAGACGACGGUGGUCGCCUGGAACAGGAUCCUCCCUCUCUCACUCCUCGUUUCGCCCCCGCGAUCGCAUACCACAGAACCGCCUCCCCCCAGAGCCAGCCAGAUGUCGUCCGUUUGUCGCCUUUCCCCCGGUCGGAUGGCUUAGGGGAUGUCUCGGUAGGAUCCACCAUCCCUCUACUCCGUCGCGUCGGCCAACGCUCGAUCAACGAGGCGGCGCGUCCGAACCGUGAUUCUCUCGUCGACGGACUGGGUGAUCGCCAGCGGAGCGUGAGCCCGGAUGUCGACGCAGCAAACGAUGCGUGGGAGACGCUUUUGACCACCAUCACCCCGGACACCAAUCUUCCCAGCGCGGACUCCUCUUUCACGUCGGCGUCGGCGACGGGGACGAACGCUUCCAUGAACGGCACCUCCCGAAGCUCCACCACCUCUUUUGGCACCCUUCCCAGCUCGCUUGACUCCGGCUCUGCCACCGUGCAGAUGGUUCUUGAUCCGUACCCGGAAUUUCUCAACCCGUGCGACUAUCCGAGCUCCAGCGAGUCCGAUUAUUCCGAUUCAGACGGCGAGAUCAACCAGCAGUCAUUGUUCCGACGUUAUCGCCGACGUGUGCGCGAAAUGGACGCGAUGAGACGUGCUCACAACGUUCAUUCGACUAUGAGCAACCACCCUCCCAUCCCGACUAUCUCGUUCGCGAUCUCCGAUUCGUCCCCCGAUCCGGAUCUUCAGCAGAUGCAGGUCAUCUUGGAUCGACUCGCGCGCCGCGAGGAGAUUCCCGAUGACCUGUGGGCGGCAGCUGGACUGUCGCGCUCCCUCACCCAGAGAGAUGGGCCCGUCGAGGAUUCCAACCGAUCUAGCGCCGUUGAUGGCCCAUCGGGACGUUCGUAA
This is a messenger RNA of Aspergillus terreus NIH2624, 1299 nucleotides long. RefSeq lists its product as uncharacterized. Bases 1 to 1299 code for a protein of 432 amino acids. The transcript is spliced from 2 exons. The record is from RefSeq and is a predicted model, not a curated record. NCBI's taxonomy places the organism in Eukaryota, Fungi, Ascomycota, Eurotiomycetes, Eurotiales, Aspergillaceae.